CUGGGCCGCAGCCAGGGCGCAGUGGCUACGGCAGCGCCCUUAAAUAGCAUCCGGAGCCGGGACUGGACAGGCAGUGGGCUGCGGUGACAGCCGGCGGCGCAGCGGCCCGGCCAGCCGAGAAUUCAGCCUAGGGAGCCACCAACACAGGACGAUGCAAGCCCACGAGCUGUUCCGGUAUUUUCGAAUGCCAGAGCUGGCUGACUUCCGACAGUACGUUCGCACGCUGCCGACCAACACGCUCAUGGGCUUUGGAGCUUUUGCAGCCCUCACCACCUUUUGGUACGCCACGAGGCCCAAAGCCCUGAAGCCACCAUGCGACCUCUCCAUGCAGUCUGUGGAGGUGGCGGGUAGCGAUGGUGCUCGGAGAUCCCCGCUACUGGAUAGCGAUGAGCCCUUGGUGUAUUUCUAUGAUGAUGUCAGAACCUUGUAUGAAGGCUUCCAGAGGGGCAUCCAAGUGUCAAAUAACGGCCCCUGUUUAGGCUCUCGGAAGCCAGACCAACCCUACGAAUGGCUUUCGUACAAACAGGUUGCAGAGAUAUCCGAGUGUGUGGGCUCAGCGCUCAUCCAGAAGGGCUUCAAGGCUGCCCCGGAUCAGUUCAUUGGCAUCUUCGCUCAGAACAGACCUGAGUGGGUGAUCAUUGAACAGGGAUGCUUUGCUUACUCUAUGGUGAUCGUUCCCCUCUAUGAUACCCUUGGAACAGAAGCAAUCACCUACAUAGUCAACAAAGCUGAACUCUCUCUGGUUUUUGUUGACAAGCCAGAGAAGGCCAACCUUUUAUUAGAUGGUGUAGAAAAUAAGUUAACACCAGGCCUUAAAACUAUUGUCCUCAUGGACUCCUAUGGCAUCGAUCUGUUGGAACGAGGCAAAAGGUGUGGCGUGGAAAUCAUCAGUAUGAAGGCAAUGGAGGACCUGGGAAGAGCCAACAGACAGAGGCCUAAGCCUCCAGCACCUGAAGAUCUUGCGGUCAUUUGUUUCACCAGUGGCACUACAGGCAACCCCAAAGGAGCACUGAUCACUCAUCGAAAUGUAGUGAGCGAUUGUUCAGCUUUUGUGAAAGUCACAGAGAAUACAGCCAACCCUUCCCCAGAUGAUACUUUGAUAUCUUUCUUGCCUCUUGCCCAUAUGUUUGAAAGAGUUGUAGAGUGUGUAAUGCUGUGUCAUGGAGCUAAAAUAGGAUUUUUCCAAGGAGAUAUCAGGCUGCUUAUGGAUGACCUCAAGACACUUCAACCCACAGUCUUUCCUGUGGUCCCCAGACUGCUGAACCGGAUGUUUGACCGAAUUUUUGGGCAGGCAAACACCACGCUGAAGCGAUGGCUGUUGGACUUCGCCUCCAAGAGGAAAGAAGCAGAGCUUCGCAGUGGCAUCGUUAGAAACAAUAGCCUGUGGGACAGACUCAUCUUCCACAAGAUACAGUCGAGCCUGGGAGGAAAAGUCAGGCUGAUGAUCACAGGAGCUGCGCCCGUGUCCGCCACCGUGCUGACGUUUCUGAGAGCAGCGCUCGGCUGUCAGUUUUAUGAAGGCUACGGACAGACCGAGUGCACUGCCGGUUGCUGCCUGACUGUACCUGGGGACUGGACAGCAGGCCAUGUUGGUGCCCCAAUGCCUUGCAACCUUAUAAAACUUGUGGACGUGGAAGAAAUGAACUACUUGGCUUCCAAGGGCGAGGGUGAGAUUGAGAAUAUCUACCUGCGAAGUGAGCCUGUCGCUCAGGUGUUCGUCCACGGAGAAAGCUUGCAGGCAUUUCUCAUAGCAAUUGUGGUACCAGAUGUUGAGACAUUAUGUUUCUGGGCCCGAAAGAAAGGAUUUGAAGGCUCCUUUGAGGAACUGUGCAGGAACAAGGACGUCAAAAAAGCCAUCCUGGAAGACAUGGUGAGGCUUGGGAAGGAAUCUGGCCUGAAACCAUUUGAACAGGUCAAAGGCAUUAGUCUCCACCCUGAAUUAUUUUCUAUCGACAAUGGCCUCCUGACCCCAACGAUGAAGGCAAAACGGCCCGAGCUUCGGAAUUAUUUCAGGGCACAGAUAGACGAACUUUAUUCCACCAUCAAAAUUUAAUGCCAGGAAAAAACCGCACCCCUCCUGCUGAUGGCCUUCACGUUGGUAAUUUUGACUAGAGCGCGCAUAGGAAAGGGAGCGUCCACGUUUGACUUGUGCAUUCGGGGUUCUCGUCAUAAGAAUUUUAGAGGACACGGAACACUGCCUUACGGUCACCUCCUGUUGCAGACCAUGUAUAUGGUGAUACACAAUUUCCAAAAUGAGCCUUAAAAUCAUAAAGGGGAAACGAUCCACGUGCUAAGUUAUUUGAGACUUCCUCCGUUUAAAAAAAAAAAAAAAAAAAAAGGGCGGGUGAAAACUUCUGUCUCCCGGUUUUCUAACCAAGGGAUUAGGACUUUGCUAUUUCCGAGAUGUCUGCUACUUACUGCAGAUUCUGCCGCUCUGCAAGGUACAGUGCACUGGAAGGAAGCUGUCCCUUCAAAGCAAGAACUGUCCCAGGUGGAGAACGU
Messenger RNA from Odobenus rosmarus divergens (Pacific walrus), 2502 nucleotides. It is a transcript of the gene ACSL1, whose product is annotated as acyl-CoA synthetase long-chain family member 1. Lineage: Eukaryota; Metazoa; Chordata; Mammalia; Carnivora; Odobenidae. Gene Ontology annotation, cellular component: endoplasmic reticulum; membrane. Gene Ontology annotation, molecular function: arachidonate-CoA ligase activity. The record is from RefSeq and is a predicted model, not a curated record. The transcript has 20 exons. Bases 152 to 2053 code for a protein of 633 amino acids. Gene Ontology annotation, biological process: long-chain fatty acid metabolic process; long-chain fatty-acyl-CoA biosynthetic process; very long-chain fatty acid metabolic process.